AUGUGGAUUUUAGGUGCAGAUAAGAGUGUUAUUACUAUCAUGUGUCUCCACAUCUUAUGUUUAUUACUUCUAUUGAAAGUAAAUGCAAAAGAAGAAUCAUAUGAAUCUGAUGAUAGAGUCAUAAAUCUUCCUGGUCAGCCUUCAAGCCCAUCAGUUUCACACUUCUCAGGUUAUAUCACUGUCAAUGAAGAUCAUGGGAGGGCCCUCUUCUACUGGUUCUUUGAAGCUCAAUCUGAACCUUCCAAUAAGCCCCUCCUUCUUUGGCUCAAUGGAGGACCUGGAUGUUCCUCCAUUGGUUAUGGUGCAGUUGUUGAGGUAGGACCUCUUAUCAUCAACCAAAAUGGUGAUGGUCUGCAUUUCAACCCAUAUUCUUGGUAUCAAGAAGCAAAUUUGUUAUUUGUGGAGUCCCCAGUUGGAGUUGGUUUUUCUUACAGCAAUACAACUUCUGAUUAUCUCACCAUUUUAGAGGAUAAUCUUGUGGCUGAGGAUUCCUACAAUUUCUUGGUGAAUUGGCUGCAACAAUUCCCACAAUUCAAAUCCAGGGACUUUUUCAUAGCUGGAGAAAGCUAUGGUGGGCACUAUAUCCCCCAACUCGCAGAGCUAGUCUUCGAUCGAAACAAAGAUAAAAGCAAAUACCCUUUUAUUAAUCUUAAAGGUUUUAUUGUAGGGAAUCCAAAAACUGAUGAUUACUAUGAUAAUAAAGGCCUUGUGGAAUAUGCAUGGAGCCAUGCAGUUAUACCAGACCAACAAUAUGACAAAGCAAAACAAGUUUGUGAUUUUAAGAAAUCUGAAUGGUCUAAUGAAUGUAACAUUGCCAUGAAUGAAAUCUUCACAGAUUACUCAGAGAUUGACAUAUACAACAUUUAUGCUCCGUCGUGUCGUCUUAAUAACUCAUUUAACAAUAAUCAUGGCCGGGAACCACUCACAAAGAUGAUGAGAAUUGGAAAUAAUAAUUAUAAAGUAAAGAGGAUGAGAAUUUAUUUUGAAGGCUAUGAUCCAUGCUAUUCCACAUAUGCAGAGGAAUAUUUCAAUAGGGUGGAUGUUCAAUCAUCUUUUCAUGCAAAUAUUAGAGGAGGAAAUACUAAUAAUGCAGCAUGGAAAGUUUGCAAUGAUUCCAUAUUGAGGAGUUACAAUUUCUCUGUAUUUUCGGUCCUACCAAUCUACACAAAACUCAUCAAAGGUGGCCUUAAAAUAUGGAUUUACAGUGGAGACACAGAUGGGAGAAUACCAGUGAUAGGGACACGGUAUUGGGUUGAAGCUCUGGGAUUAUCUCUGAAGUCUAGUUGGCAGAAUUGGUACCAUGACAAUCAGGUUGGUGGAAGGAUAGUGGAAUAUGAAGGGCUAACAUACGUGACAGUGAGAGGGGCAGGUCACUUGGUACCAUUAAACAAACCAAGUGAGGCUCUCUCCCUCAUUCAUUCUUUCCUUUCAGGCCAACAUCUUCCUACUCAUCACAAAUAAUCAAUUCUAUAUUAAUUAUGUACCAAAUAUAUAUAUAGGAUAAAUAAGAAGGAACUAUAUGUACGUAUCUUGUAUGUAAUAAAAAUAAAUUAGAUUGAA
Molecule: messenger RNA, 1560 nt
Organism: Arachis duranensis
Lineage: Eukaryota; Viridiplantae; Streptophyta; Magnoliopsida; Fabales; Fabaceae
Product: serine carboxypeptidase-like 33
Exons: 10
Coding region: 1-1461 (486 amino acids)
Biological process (GO): proteolysis
Cellular component (GO): vacuole
Molecular function (GO): serine-type carboxypeptidase activity
Source: RefSeq, a predicted model, not a curated record